GGUGUCGCUCUGCCCUGUGUGACUUUUUUAUUGACCCUCCACACGGUAUAGGGUCGAGUCCAAACAGAGCCGUUGAUGGCCCCAAAUCAGCAGUUCUCAACCAGGGGGCGACUUUCCCCUAGGGAGGCGUUUGGCAGGGGACAUUUUUGUCCCAAGUUGGGGGCUGCCACUGGCAUCUAGUGGGUAGAGGCAAGGAUGCUGUCAGCAUCCUCCAGUGCACAGGACGGCCGCUGCAACACAGAAUUAGUGGUCUGAAAUGUCCGUUGUGCCAAGGUUCGGGAAGCCUGUUCCGGGUGAUGAGGUCGGACAAAGAUGCUGAUUAUUUCUGCACUGUGAGGUCCUGAGUCAUGUCCGUUUUGCUGCCUCUCCCCCGAACCCAUGACCAUUACAUCUCUAACACCUCUACCACUGUCUCUGGCACACGGUCGCUGCUCAGUAACGACCUGUGGAACAUUGUUGAUGGCAGCCCUCCCGUCUGGUGGGCACUUUGCUAUCACAGACCGUGCUGUCGUGUACCUCCUAGACCUACAUCUUUGUGCCUAUGUUUCUUAUGGAAUCCAGGAAGCGGAGUUGCUGUGUCAAAAAGCGUGUGCAUUAAAAAUUUUUUUAAGAUUUAUUUAUUUAUUUUAGAGAGCGCACACAAGUGGGAGGAGGGGCAGAGGGAGAGGGAGAGAGACUCUGAAGCAGACUGCCCACUGAGCGUGGAGCCCAGUGAGCUCGAUGCCAUAACGCUGAGAUCACAACCGGAGCUGAAAUGAAGUGUCAGAUGCUCAACUGACUGAGCCACCCUGGCUCCCCUAAGAUUUUGCUAGAUGUUAAAAAGUUGUUGAAGCAACUGGAAGCCAUAUGUGUCAAGGUAACAUCUGGAGAAAUGAAAGGUCAGCAAAGGCCAGUGCCCCCACUGGCCACCAUCCAGCCCAAGCCAGCCAGGCUGAGCCAGCUGCCCGCGAGGCCUUCCAGGGUGAUGGGGUUCCGGGUGCAGCCCGUGCUGAGCACCGGGCCCCAGCCGCGCUUCCUGAGCAGCUCAUCCCCCAUUCAGGUGUUUGUGCAGGGGCCCCUGCCUGCCCUCCAGCCCCUGGCUCCAAAUGGACAGGGUGCCCCGCUGGUCCCCUUGUCAGCUUCUCACCCACCAGCAGCAACAUCUGUGUCAUCCAGUUCAGCAAAUUUAUUUAUUUCCAGCUUGCACACAAAACACACUGAGAAACUAAAAAAGUCCUUAAAAGUGAAAACACGUUCUGGACGGAUAUCUCGACCUCCCAAGUAUAAAGCUAAAGAUUAUAAAUUCAUAAAAACGGAGGAUUUGGCUGACGGUCACUUGUCAGAUUCUGACGAUUACUCAGAACUGAGUGUGGAAGAAGAUGAAGAACAGAGGGAAAAGCAGGUGCUCUUUGACUUGUCCAGCUGCUCCCUGAGGCCCAAGAGUUUUAAGUGUCAGACGUGUGAAAAAUCCUACAUUGGGAAGGGGGGCCUGGCCAGGCAUCUUAAACUGAAUCCAGGCCACGGCCAGCUGGAGCCUGAAGAGUUGCUGUCUGAGAAAGCCAACGGGAGCGCGACUCGAGGCUGCGCGGAGGGCAGGACUGCUAGCCUGACGUCACCGGGGCCGUCCACACCAGCCCUUCUACGUGAGCACAGGGCCCAGUCUCCGCGGGCUGGCCUGCAGAAUAGCCAGUCUCUAGAAGUUGAAGAGGCCUUGGUAUCCGAACUAGAAAACGGAAGUUAUUCAGCCCUUUUGGGAUCAGAGGGACACCCAGGCCCUAGAAGGAGUGACUCGUCCACAGCCCCGGCGGAGGCCAGCACAGCCGUCCUGGGGCGGAGCGGAGCGGCUCACCCGCCUGGGGGUGCCCGUGCGGCAGGCGCGCAGAGCCCUUCGAGGGCUAGAGCCAGGCUCAAGGAGUUUCUGCACCAGUGUGACCGAGACGCUCUAGUGGAGUUGGCGCUGCCUCAGCUGGCUCAGGUUGUGACCGUGUACGAGUUUCUGCUGAUGAAGGUUGAAACAGGUCAUCUAGCAAAACCUUUGUUCCCAGCUGUGUAUAAGGAAUUUGAAGAGUUGCAUAAAAUGGUUAAGAAAAUGUGUCAAGAUUACCUCAGUGGUUCUGGUCUGUGUUCCCAGGAGCCUCUGGAAAUAAGCAACAAUAAGGUGGCCGAGUCUUUGGGAAUCACAGAAUUCCUGAGGAAAGCAGAGGCACACCCAGAGUGCGGCCCAGCCGAGCGCACCAGCGGGCGGCCGGGCCGGGCCGAGCUGGACGAAGCCAGCCAGCAGAAGCGGGGAAACGAGACUGCAGAGGAGGGCCUGGCCUGGGUGAAGAGGACCAGAAGAGACGCCCCGCCCCGGGACACCCCUGAGCCUUCUGCCGACCGCGGAGGCCCGCAGAAGCCUGCCCCCUGCGCCCCAGCCGCCAGUGAGGGUUGUGCCCAUCAUGUAAGUGGGAACACUGCUCACCACUCUGAAGAAAGCCACACGAUGCCGGUUUCUGAGAGUGACAGAAGCGUGUUGCAUGCAGGCCAGCAGCUUAAAGCACUUGCUGACUUAGAGGCCAAGAGUGGGUCUGUAGCUCCUGCUUUCUCGUAUCAGCAUGUCAGUGGGCCGAGCCUUUGUCCUCAGUCAGGAGAGCCCGGGACGCGGACGCAGGGACAGGUGGCAGCAUUCCCUGAGGAGAAUGUUCUGGAACACUCUGUAGCCUGGAACUCGGGGGACAACCGGAGGAGCCGGGCUCUCUGCAGCACCUUGACAUCCACUGGAGGAGAGGACUCCCUGCCGCCUUCUGGGUCUCGAAACCUCGAGAUGCAGGACUCCCAGCAGAAAGGCCAGCAGACCAGCCCCAGCCACAUCCCGCUUACAGAGGAUGCAGGCCCUCGGCUGGUGAGGGUUUUGUCCGUGGACACGGUGCCGGCUGACUGCGCGCACAGGACCGUGCGGGAGCUGGGGCCUCAGCUGGGCCAGGCGGGGUCGCUGUCCACUGAUGGGGGUCAGGGAAGCUGUGUGGGGGACUCGGGCGCCUUCCCCAGCGGGCCCGAGGCCCAUGCUGACCCGCGAGGACUGGCGAGUAUUGUUGCUGUUGGUGAAGCCGUGGCUUUUGAAAUUACCAACGGGUGCCGCGAGUUGUCGUCUCAGGGACAAGAACCGCUAUUUAUUCAGACCUCCGAUGGGCUGAUCUUGCCCCAUCCGGGUUCCCUAGUGCCUGGGGACGGGGACCUCGUCCUGGUGGCUGGUGAGGAGGGGCCCACCGUGCACACAGGACCCCGGGAAGGGGCUCCCCAGGAAAGUACAGAGGCAGAGGCCGCACAGUGAAGUCAGACUGCGGUCCCGGACACGUGGGUAUUUUAGCCAGAGAAGGUCUAUUGGAAGUCAUGUAUAUUUUUUUAUUGUGAAUACUGACACAAACGAACGGCUUAUUUAUAAAGGAUAACGUCUUUCUACUUGACUGUC
This is a messenger RNA of Callorhinus ursinus (northern fur seal), 3427 nucleotides long. NCBI's taxonomy places the organism in Eukaryota, Metazoa, Chordata, Mammalia, Carnivora, Otariidae. The record is from RefSeq and is a predicted model, not a curated record.